GCUCAUGUUUCACAGGCACGGGUGGUGCGGAAUGCCGUGUGUGAGGGGAGGAGGGAAGGAGGGGGACCGAAUGCCAUAGGAGGACCGAUUCAGUCAGCACCAUGCCUGGUCGGCUUGAUGGAGGCAAACCAGUAUGAUCGUAGUGGUAGUACGGUCGUACUAGGAUGAUCUCACAUACAUACGCGCUACUGAAUUUUCACAGGCACUACGCUAUAAUCGUACGCAAGAUUGACCUUUUUUAGACAGGGCAAAGUAUGCAGGGCCGACAAUGCGUGGAAGGCGUUAGGAGGGGAUAGCCCCAAGGGAUCGUUUCGUUUCGAGAGGAUCGUCGUCAUCCCACAUCUUUCGUGACUGGUUCUCCUGAAAUGCUCGAGGAGGUGCACUUUGAGAAUCCUCAAAUACACGUAUCAUACCACUUCUUUCGUGUCUGAUUCUUCUAAAAUGCUCGUAAUGCUGGAGAAUGGGGUUUACGUUCCUGUAACGGGGGAAUCUGGACGCGAAAUGAGAAGUGAACUACGCGGGGGGGGGAGAAAUCACAAAACGGCUGGGGAAACAGACUGCCGUGUCGCGGUGCGUACGUGGAGAAGUGAACUACGCAAAAGGGCUGCGGAAAAAGACUGCCGUAUCGUGCUGCAUGGAAGGAGUGCGGGAAUCGGGUGGCGCGCUGCACGCUUUCUGUGCUGCUCUCUGCUGGCGGCUUGCCACGUGGCCGCCCUCGUCACAGUCGGUCGAGCUGAAUCAGCUGAGGUGCAGCACGCAGGGCCGCUGCUAGGCCGAGUGGGCCAGCUGCAGCAGCAGCUGCACCACAAGCUGCCGCCCUCUGAUGGGGCAACCCAGCCACUGUCUUCAGAAUUGCAAGGCUCGGACCAAUUUGUGCUCUCAGAGGGAUCGGAUCAGCGAGGGCUUUUGCCAUCAGGCGGAUUGGAAAUGCGUGGUGGGGGGGGGAUGGGGCGAGGUGAGGAGAGGCACGGAUUGGACCAUGGAGGAAUUGUGCCGGAGGGGAUUGUCCCUGACGCCCUUGAUAACAGCAUUCCAGGAUGCAUUCGCAUGAGCCCUGAGCGCCUGCAGUUGCCUCUGGAGGCCCUUCCGCAAGCCAUCGACAGCAGUGAGCAGAAGAACGUCAUGCUCGCAUUCCGAGAGCGGACUGACAAGUUUGGCGACCGGAUUCAGUGCCACGGCCAGCCUUGCCCCGCCUUCGCCCCCUGCAGCCCCGCCUACCCCAACGUGGACGCCUGCUGGAACGAGGAGCUCGACGCCCCUGUGCUCGUGCCGGCCCGCGCGCCUCUCAACUGCCCGAAAACGUUCAGCUUGAAGCGGCCGCGGUUUCCAUGGCAGAACCUCGACAGGACGUGCUCGCACCGAAAGGACUUUAACCCCAGGGAGCCCUCGUCCAUGCAGAUGUUCCGUCUGCAUGACGUCAUGGUGUCCUACAAGGGCUUUGUCUUCAAUGCCUCUCACCGCUUUGUACAUGACGGCUGCAAGCGCUUCCACAGGUAUUCGUACCCCCGGGGCCAGAAGGUGCACCGCAUCAAGCUGGCAUUCGACUGGGGCUACACGCAGGGUGGCAACUUCUACCACUUCCUCGUGGAGGCCAUCCCCUCGUUCUUCCUGGCCGCCACUGCGAUUCCCAACCUCAGAAACAUCCCCAUCAUUGCAGAGCGCUUCCAGUGGGACCUGUACGACGCCAUCGGGCACAUCUUCAUCGGAGUGAAUCAAACGGACAUGAGAGCAGUCCAAGUAGGCGAAGGGGACCUUUUUCAUGCCGACACGAUGUAUGUGCCCAUGCUGCAGGAGUGUGGGGGCCCCAACAAGGCUCUCUGGAUGGAGCUGAGGAGACACCACCUGCUGCACCCGCGGGGCCUGCCUCUUUUCAAUCCAGACUUCUCCUACCACUGGCGCCGGCCGCUCUCCUACCAGCAGCUCACCCACCUGCCACCUGACUGGGUGGUCGUGCUGGCCCGCCGCCCCACUUUAAAGCGCUCCAUUACCAACUUUGAGGAGGUGAAGGAGGCCGUGCUGGCGAUGUUUCCCCCGGAGAGAGUUGUGGUUUUCAACGGCUCUCUGCAGCUGUUGGAAGCUCGCGCUUUGUUCCGCCGAGCUCGUCUCUUUGUGGGCGGCCAUGGGGCGGCGCUCUCCAACCUCAUCUUCAUGCCUGUCAAAUCGCACCUUCUGGAAAUACGACCUGACGAAUGCCCUGUCAAGUGUUACAAUAGUCUUGCCUAUGCAUGUUCUAUAAAAUACUAUCUACUGUUUAGCAAAGGAACGUGUAGCUCUACUGUUGUUGCUGAUGUUUCAAGACUAGUUAGAACGUUAAAGGCUAUAGCCACAUAUUUAAGGAGAGAGGACGACAGACUCGGAAGGGCUUGGGAGGAGCAUGCUUGACAAUAGAUUAUGUCAAACAUAUAUUGUAUGUUUUUGUAGACUAUAUAGGGUUGUGCCUUAGGGAGUACAACACAUUACGUUAUAUUCCCUUGUAUGUCUUGUU
Molecule: messenger RNA, 2485 nt
Organism: Closterium sp. NIES-67
Lineage: Eukaryota; Viridiplantae; Streptophyta; Zygnematophyceae; Desmidiales; Closteriaceae
Source: the annotation of a GenBank genome assembly